This is a messenger RNA of Hylaeus volcanicus, 1580 nucleotides long. Its product is annotated as odorant receptor 82a-like. NCBI's taxonomy places the organism in Eukaryota, Metazoa, Arthropoda, Insecta, Hymenoptera, Colletidae. Gene Ontology annotation, cellular component: plasma membrane. The transcript is spliced from 7 exons. Bases 133 to 1317 code for a protein of 394 amino acids. Gene Ontology annotation, biological process: detection of chemical stimulus involved in sensory perception of smell; sensory perception of smell. Gene Ontology annotation, molecular function: olfactory receptor activity; odorant binding. The record is from RefSeq and is a predicted model, not a curated record.
AUUUGUAACAGAGGAUCUCGCUCGAUUAUGUUAUAGGAAAUGUAGUGUAACAUAAUUUAGAAAAAAAUAUUCUGACACGAUCCGAUAUACUUUGCGGUCUUUCAAUAUCAAAGACAUAACCGUGAAACUGUCAUGUUUGCGAGAUUGAAGAAACCAAUAUCGCUGAACGUGGAAUUGUUGUACGACGAUCAAGUGCUCUCAUGGAGCAAGAGGAUCCUCGGCUUAUACGGUCUCUGGCCGGAUAAUCGGAACGACGUUAAAUUUUUCUUGUACAUUACGUAUGUCGUGAUAUUCACUUGGCUGGAGAUCGUGACGCUCUUGCAGAACAUGCACGACCUUGAGAAGUCGUUGAAAAAUAUCACAUUAUCGUUCCCGACCAUCUUGAUAGUACUGAAGGCCGUGAUGUUUCGACUGAACAUGCAUCUGGUGCUACCAUUGCUGGCAGUCGUCAGAAGGGAUGUAGAGGAAGGCUUGUAUCAGACGAAAGAGGAAAGGCAGACGGUGGUGUGGUACAACGUGGCCGCCACGUUAUUUACCACCUCGUCGGCUAUGUCUUUAUUCUUCGUGCCUAUGUUGUUUUAUGCGAAACCAGUCCUUGACUGUCUUUCGUCGAAGUUCAUCAAUUGUACUCUUCCCUAUGAAUUACCGAUGAGGGUGAAUUCUGUCUAUGAAGUGACGGAAAUGCGUCUAUAUACAUUGUUCUGCGUUUAUUUGAUACCUGUAAGCACGCUGUUGACUAUCGGUGCGACAGGCGCGGACAGUCUUCUGGUCACGUUGACUUUUCACCUGUGUAGUCAACUAUCCAUACUAUCGCAAAGAAUUAGGAAUAUGGACCUCGAACCACGAAAAUAUUUUCCAAAAAUGAGAGUACUGGUUGAACGACACACUGAACUUUUGCGAUUGGCAGGUAUCUUGGCGGAAACAUUCAGUUCUUUAAUGUUUGUGCAGACAUUAGGAUUGAUAUUUUCUUUGUGCAUCGUAGCCUACCAACUACUUACGACGAGCGAAUCUGGUCAAGAUAUGAACACGAUACAUUUUGUUAUUUACUCUUGCGCUGUAAUAUUGUUAGCAUUUUGCUACUGUUUCCUUGGGGAGUGUCUAAUUGCCGAGAGUAGUGAAAUGCAGACCGCUUGCUAUUUUACCAAUUGGUACGAGCUGCCAGACGAGUAUGCAAAAUGUUUAAUGUUUUGCAUAGCCCGAUCGCAGAAACCAUUGUAUCUAACUGCUGGAAAAUUCUAUGUGUUUUCAUUGGAAACAUUUGGCGUCAUAAUGAAAGCAUCGAUGGCAUACCUAUCCGUUAUGAGAGGUAUCAUGUAGACGACUGUAGUACCUCUAUGAACAUACUUAACGUGCAAAGGCAGUCGUUUGUAAUACAAAUUGUUAUUGAUUAUCUGGUUGCUGUAAAAAGAAGGUUUACAUUAAAAUAAUUGAAGGCUGCGAUACAAGUACGCCUAAAAAUUACAAGUGACAUUUAUGGUAAUUAGUUGAUGUCAAAUGUAACGUGACUAUUAAACGCACAAUACAUUCUCAUUUUACUUGAGUCAAAAUGCGAAUGCAGAACAUGACCGAUACAAAUUUUA